Cylindrotheca closterium is the source of this 363-nucleotide messenger RNA. NCBI's taxonomy places the organism in Eukaryota, Bacillariophyta, Bacillariophyceae, Bacillariales, Bacillariaceae. The record is from the annotation of a GenBank genome assembly.
AUGAUUAAACGCAAGGUUUGGCUACUGCCAAAAAUACAAGAUAUUCUAAAGGAACAAAAUGGCUACAAGUAUUUCACCAAGCUUGACCUUUUGAUGUUUUUGUACACCUUUGAAAUGGACAAAGCGUCCAAGGACCUUUGUGGCAUUGUUACAUCCUUCGGCAACUAUCGUUACACGCGUCUUCCUAUGGGCGUCAAACAAUCUCCUGACAUUGCUCAAGCACACAUUGAACAGCUCCUUGCUGACUUUGAAGAAGCAGACGUCUACAUUGACAAUGUUGGAAUCUUUUCCAAUGAUUGGAACUCACACAUGGACAGCCUCAAUUUGUCAGAACGCCAAACCUCUUGCCUAUUACUCUCGUAA